Peniophora sp. CBMAI 1063 is the source of this 2571-nucleotide messenger RNA. Lineage: Eukaryota; Fungi; Basidiomycota; Agaricomycetes; Russulales; Peniophoraceae. The record is from the annotation of a GenBank genome assembly.
AUGAUUGGUCUCGAUCGCACUCCUGGCGUCAUCCCUGCGCUGUCCGUCAACAACUUUCCUUGGCCAAUGGGCGAUGAAUCCACGCCCCUGACAUCUCCCUCUCCCGCUAUGGCCCGUCACUCUACCAAGCCCGACGCAUCCACCCCGCAACGGCAUUCUUCUCUCACGCCCGCCCCAGACAGCAGCUCGCCAAAUCAGAGACCAGAAACGACGAAAUCGCCAGAAAACUCCAACGAGGACGCGAGCAAUGCCGGCCUCGUUGAUGACGGUGGUGCGCCCUCGCCGUUGAGCGAACUCUCUCCGGCCCCGGAGGAAGACGACGAGGACGACGGGAACGAGCCAAAGGAGGAAAGUGGAGACUCGAAGAAGGACGAGGGCAAGGUGCCGGGCGCUUCUAAUACCCCACCCCGCGCGAACGGCAUCUCAAAAAAGCAUGCCGCGCCUAAUGCCGAGGCGUCUUCCUCCUCCUCGCCCUUGCGUGGCUCGUAUUCGCAUCAGGGACGCCAGGGCGCGCCUACAUUACCCUCUGACCCUCUCGGCCUCGGCCAUGCGACGAAACCCAACCGCAAGGUCGAUGUUUUGAUGCAGCUCAACGGGGAGUUAUUCAAAGCCUUGGAAGAAUUCCACAAUAAAUCGAUACCCAGGGACGACCGGCGCUUUUCAGAGUUCAGCGGCCGGUUGUCGAUGAAUCUGGCAUGGCUGGCUAAUGCAGCAGAUAGGCCGCAACAUCUCGUCGGCUUGAACAGUCUACCACUGCUCACAACGCCACAACCCGUCGAUUUCCUGCCCAUGAUGGAUCGCAUCCUGCAAUUGUACAAGGAGUUGGGCAACGUCUUUGCGAAAGAUAUGGCCCGCUUGCGAGAAAACAACCAGCAACAUCCUACCCAAGGCCCCGGCAUGAUGCCCGGGUCUUUGAAACGCGAGCGUCCCGACCAUGCCACGCCAGAGCCGAUGAACAAACGACGCGACACGGGCGAGCACAAGACACCCAUGCUCCCGCCGUCUACGCCUGCAUCGAUGGGCCGCGGCUUCCCUCCAGGCGUCGGCAACAUCGCUCCAAGUACACCACAAAUGGCCGCGAGUAGUCCGUCGAUCCCGUCGCAGGGUUUCCCGCCUAUGAACUCGACACAAGCGGAAAUGCAACGUCGCGCGGCGCAGCUCCAGAUGCGCAAUCAACAAGCCACCCCACAACGUCCCACGCAAUCGUCGCCGAAUCAAAUGCAGCCUCCGCCAGUACCAGGCCCAGGACCGAACAUGGGCCCCGGCCAGAUCAACUCCAACAAUCCGCAAGUCCAGGCGAUCGUGUCUCAGUUCGGACAGAGCGGUAUACGCGCGCUGCAGGCGUUGCAAAAUCCGGCGGGUGUGCCGGUCAUCCAGCAGAUCAUCAAGAACAUGCCGACCUUCCCGAGUUUGCCGCUUCAGCAGCAGGUCCAGACGCUUUUGCGAUACACGGGCGCCAUCGAUCGCGAGCGGCAACAUCAGCAACAGCAACUACAGCAGCAGGGCGGUGGUGGUGGCGGCGGCGGCGGCAUGCCCAUGCAAGGCGGCCAAGGCGGGAUGCCGCUCAAUCGCAUGGGCUCAGGUGGCAUUCCCGGUGGACCGAUGGGCGUACCAUCGCAGGGUGGAUCUGGCGGCAUCGCCGCACCUCCCGGCGGUUUCACCCAAGCUCAGCUCAUGCAAAUGCCACAACAACAACGCCAGAUGAUCAUGCUGCAGCAGCAGCGGAUGCGCGAGGCGGCGGGCGGUGGGCCUGGCGGUAUGCCAGGCGGUAUCAAUCCCGCCGCGUUUGGUGGCGCCGGUGGUGGACCGGGCGGUAUGCAGGGUGGCAUAAACCCUGCUGUAUUCGGAGGGCAGGGCGGUCAGGGCGGCGUGAACCCUACGAUACUGCAGCAACAGCGGAUGAUGCAGCAGCAGGCCCAGCAGCAACAGCAGGGCGGCGCGAUGAGCAGUCCUAUGCACGCAGGCUCUCCGGGCAACGAGUUCCCUGGUAUGCAGCGCAGCACGCACUCGCCGUCUGAGAACGCGCCGUCGCCUAUGACACCGCGCGGCGGACCUGGCGGGGCGGGAGGGAACGACUUCCAGCGGAUGAUGGCGAUGCAGGCUGCUCAGGCUAAUGCGCCGUCACCUGCGCCCUCGAACAGCGGCGGAGGCGGGUUCAUCAACCCCCAGCAGAUGAUGGCUGGCGGCGGUCAGGGCUCUGGCUGGGCACCGCAGAGUAGCGGUAGUGCCGGGCCUUACGGCGGGACACCGCCCGGAAGCGCUCAUGGACGACCGCAGCAGCAGUUCCCUCCAUCUGCACCAUCUCCAGGCGCAGGAGGUUGGCCUGGCUCUGCGGGCGGAAGCGCAGGAGGCGGAAACGGUGGUUCAGCCGGCGGCUACCCAUACGCGCCCUCACCCGUACACCAAAUGGGCGGGCCGCAGCAACACCAGCAGCGUCCGCCGUCGCGCACUGCUAGCGCGGCCGGUGGCGGGUUUCCGGGUAUGGACCCCAGCAGCUCGCCUGGUCUGGGCGGCAUGGACCCCGGUCUGGGCGAUUUCUCAGAGUUUUUCAAUACGCAAAGCUGGUCGUGA